GUGUAAGACAGUUGGCGUAGUCUGGCAAUAAUGUAAUAUGUCAAAUUUAGAAGCAUACAAUCUAGUGAAAAAGAGGAGCACAAUUUUCACAAUCUGUGAAAAUAUUUGAUUUUGCAACUGAUUUGGUUGUCGGGACGGCAUAUUACACGCGGAUAAGGAACGUUUCAAGUUAGAUCUACGAUCAUGUUACGAGUGUGUAUAAAUAAAUCACACCGGGAAACUGCCCAACGUGUUACGUACCUCUGCACAAAAGUCAUAUGCUCCAAUCAUUCCACCCUAUGCAACAAAGCUGUUCGCCGGCUUCCCUAUGACGAGCAUGGUCGGCCAGUGCAAUUUCAGCAAUGUGCUCCUGCUGACUUUCUUAGUCCUCAGCAGUUUGGUAGAUAUGGUUGGUAUGCUCCGCCAUCGCGUAAAUAUGGCAUGUUAGUUGUACGUAUAUUACGCGGGGCUUUAAAGCUUAGAUAUAUCGUACUUGGUGGUGCUAUCGGCGGAGGAGUGUCACUAAGCAAAAAAUAUGAAGAGUGGAAGGAUGGUUUGCCAGAUAUGAAGUGGUUAGAUGAUGUUUUGCCGCAGGGCGACAAAUGGGGUACCUUUUCAAAAAAGUUAAUGGAAAUUAGCAGUGUUAUGAAGGAUGUGGUUCAAAUAGAUCCUAAACUAAAAGAACUUGGUGAAGAGAAGGUAGCUGAAUGGAAAAUGUGGUUCGAUAAUCGUCUGGACGAUGCAAUUGAGGCCGCGGAUUAUCAAGGCAACAAUGCUAGUAUCACUGAAUCCAAAGAUGAUAUAAAAUCCAAAGCUUCUGUGUCAGCAUUAGGUCUGUCAAAUGACGAUAGCAAAAAAAAAUAUGAAAAUUUGCAAACACAAGUAGAAACAUUGCAAACUGAAAUCAUGAACGUACAAAUUAAAUAUCAAAAAGAACUGGAAAAAAUGGAAAAGGAGAAUCGCGAAUUGAGGCAGCAGUAUUUAAUACUCAAAACAAAUAAAAAAACGACAGCGAAAAAAAUAAAAAAGUCGCUUAUUGAUAUGUAUUCGGAAGUUCUUGAUGAACUCUCAGGCUACGACACGAGUUACUCCAUGGCCGAUCAUUUGCCUCGCGUUGUUGUUGUUGGAGAUCAAAGUAGCGGUAAGACUUCUGUAUUGGAAUCUAUUGCAAAAGCACGAAUUUUCCCCCGAGGCAGUGGGGAAAUGAUGACGCGUGCGCCAGUAAAAGUAACUCUCGCAGAAGGACCAUACCAUGUAGCGCAAUUUCGUGACUCCGACCGAGAAUAUGACUUAAAUAAGGAGUCUGACUUAGCAGAGCUUCGUCGUGAAGUUGAAUUACGAAUGCGAGCUUCUGUUCGUGGCGGAAAAACCGUUAGCAACGAAGUAAUAUCGAUGACCGUAAAGGGUCCAGGCCUACAGAGAAUGGUUUUAGUAGAUUUGCCUGGAAUUAUAUCGACAAUGACUGUUGACAUGGCGGCUGAUACGAAGGAUUCAAUUCAUCAAAUGACGAAACACUACAUGAGCAAUCCUAAUGCAAUCAUUUUAUGCAUACAAGAUGGUUCAGUAGAUGCUGAACGAAGUAAUGUAACAGAUUUGGUAAUGCAAUGUGAUCCAUUGGGACGACGCACCAUAUUUGUAUUAACCAAAGUUGAUUUGGCGGAAGAGCUUGCAGAUCCUGAUAGGAUUCGAAAGAUUCUCUCUGGCAAAUUAUUCCCUAUGAAAGCAUUGGGAUAUUAUGCUGUGGUGACUGGUCGUGGUCGGAAAGAUGACAGCAUUGAAGCAAUUAGGCAAUAUGAAGAAGAUUUCUUCAAGAAUUCCAAACUUUUUCAUCGGCGAGGUGUAAUAAUGCCUCACCAAGUGACUAGUCGAAAUCUUAGCCUGGCUGUAUCUGAUCGAUUUUGGAAGAUGGUCCGAGAGACAAUAGAACAACAAGCUGAUGCAUUUAAAGCUACCAGAUUUAAUUUGGAAACCGAAUGGAAAAAUAAUUUUCCAAGACUUCGUGAAUCGGGAAGAGAUGAGUUGUUUGACAAGGCCAAGGGCGAAAUCUUAGAUGAAGUGGUUACGCUUUCACAAAUAUCAGCCAAAAAAUGGGAAGAGGCCUUGACAGAGAAGCUAUGGGACAAGCUAUCUAAUUACGUUUUUGAAAAUAUUUACCUGCCGGCCGCACAGUCAGGUUCUCAAAAUUCUUUUAAUACGAUGGUUGAUAUAAAGCUCCGGCAAUGGGCCGAGCAGGCUCUGCCAGCUAAAUCUGUGGAAGCAGGUUGGGAAGCGCUUCAAAAUGAAUUCAUUAACUUAAUGGAAAAGGCGAAAAAGUCACCAGAUCAUGAUGACAUAUUUGAUAGUCUCAAAGGUGCUGUCGUGGAUGAAGCAAUCCGUCGACAUUCGUGGGAAGAUAAGGCUAUUGACAUGCUUCGAGUUAUUCAACUUAAUACAUUAGAAGAUAGAUUCGUUCAUGAUAAAACUGAGUGGGACCAAGCCGUAAAAUUCUUGGAUACAUCCGUAAGGGCUAAACUUGCACAUACUGAAGAGACUUUAAAUGAAAUGCUGGGUCCCGGGCAAUUUACUCGCUUAACACACUGGAAAUCAUUGACAGAAGACCAAUCUAAACGACGUUACGUUAAAACGGAACUAGAUAAAGUACUGAAAAACGAUGAUAAACACUUACCCACUUUGUCCUACGACGAGCUAACAACAGUGCGUAAAAACUUGCAGCGUGAUGGCAUCGAGGUCGAUACAGAUUACAUUCGUCAAACAUGGUUCCCCGUCUAUAGAAGACAUUUCCUCAAACAGGCACUGCAUCGUGCAAAUGAUUGCCGGAAAGCGUAUUAUUUGUAUAGUCAACAGGGUGCAGAAUGUGAGAUAAGUUGUAGUGAUGUUGUGCUCUUCUGGCGAAUUCAACAAGUAAUCAAAGUUACUUCGAACGCAUUAAGACAGCAAGUCAUUAACCGCGAAGCACGCCGUUUAGACAAGGAGAUCAAAGAGGUUCUAGAUGAGUUCAGUGAUGAUGAGGAGAAAAAGGCACAGCUGUUGACGGGAAAGCGAGUCACCCUCGCAGAGGAAUUAAUUAAAGUGCGGCAUAUACAGGAAAAAUUAGAGGAAUUCAUCAAUUCCCUUAAUCAGGAAAAGUAACCCUUUGACGCUGUCUUGGAUCUCUAGUCGUUAUUUAGAACUCAUCUCCAUGAUUUUGACCAAACGAUUUCAGUUAAUAUUGUUUUUUUUUAUCUUUGUGAUUAAUGUAUUUAAAAUGUGGCUUUGUUAUUAAAGCGUGAAAAAAGAUCAAUAAAACAAUAAAAUAAGUACGUGCAUGAAAUGAAACUUAACUAAAUAAAAUGUGAUUCGUGAUGCUUGUAC
This is a messenger RNA of Rhagoletis zephyria (snowberry fruit fly), 3330 nucleotides long. RefSeq names its product Opa1 mitochondrial dynamin like GTPase (gene Opa1). Gene Ontology annotation, biological process: endocytosis; peroxisome fission; mitochondrial fission. The record is from RefSeq and is a predicted model, not a curated record. Lineage: Eukaryota; Metazoa; Arthropoda; Insecta; Diptera; Tephritidae. Gene Ontology annotation, cellular component: cytoplasm; mitochondrial membrane; mitochondrial intermembrane space. Gene Ontology annotation, molecular function: GTP binding; microtubule binding; GTPase activity.